AUGGCGGAACGCCAUACCCGGACGGGCCCAGCGGUUAUCAUCAAGAGACACUUGAGGAGUGGAAAAGGAUUAGGCCCAGGGGGAAUGUGGAUCACAACAUCUGCGGAGGAGGGAGAGCCUCUCCCACAAGCCCCGGCAUACAUAUUUUUCGAACGAUCUUACGGAAGCAAAGAGUACAUAGCAUCGAUCCCGCGUAUGCAUGACAGCGGGGGGAGUCAAGCAGCACAUAGCCAGAGGGCCGCCCAAAGCUCCUGCGCACGGAUCAUGCGUGCCUUGUUCUCAGGUUUGGAGGAGAGUAGUUGUGAAGCAGCUCGAGCAAUGAUCCAUGACUGUGUAUUCCAUAGUUCGCUGUGGGAUAACUACUCCGUAGUUGAAAAGAUUUUCUCGAGGGAAAAGCUUUUUUGGAGCCAUCCUUUCAUUUUGCCGGAAAGUUUGAACUCAAACUGCAAGAAAAAAAGGUGCCGAGAAGCGAAGGCAAGAGAGGUUCGGCGUUACACGGAUGGGGGCUCUUCGAGUGAUGGCAGUCUGACUCUGGGCUGCAAAGCCCCAGACGAUGUUGAACUGCCACGCGAUGCCAACUUGUACUACAUAUUAACUAAACUACUUCGGAUACAAGUUAUCCACAUCCACGAUGGUGUCGAAGUCUGCCUGCGAUCGGGCGAAGUCCCGGCAGUGUGGGAUCCGGCGCCCCGGAGUCAGUUUGGCCUUCACGAUGCCUCCUCCGUCGGGGAUCGGGGAGUCGCUGCUCUUCUCCACCUCGCUGUCUUUUUCAUUCCUCUGCCCACUCUGGGCCCCUGCGCUUGA
This is a messenger RNA of Coccidioides immitis RS, 804 nucleotides long. RefSeq lists its product as uncharacterized. Bases 1 to 804 code for a protein of 267 amino acids. The record is from RefSeq and is a predicted model, not a curated record. NCBI's taxonomy places the organism in Eukaryota, Fungi, Ascomycota, Eurotiomycetes, Onygenales, Onygenaceae. The transcript has 6 exons.